This is a messenger RNA of Cylindrotheca closterium, 768 nucleotides long. Lineage: Eukaryota; Bacillariophyta; Bacillariophyceae; Bacillariales; Bacillariaceae. The record is from the annotation of a GenBank genome assembly.
AUGGCUCCAGCAAUGGCAACAGCGCGACUGCGCAAAGAAUUAAUGAACCUGAAAAAGGCACCCCCACCCGACGUUCUUGCCGAACCUGACGAAUCCAACAUUCUCAAAUGGUUUUAUGGGAUUCGAGGAGCCUCGGGCACUGCCUUUGAAGGAGGAAUCUACAUUGGCAAACUCGUCUUUCCACCCCAAUAUCCAAUGAAACCUCCCUCCAUUUACAUGAUGACUCCCAGCGGUCGAUUUGAAAUCAAUACCAAACUCUGCAUGAGCAUGAGCGACUUUCAUCCGGAAUCUUGGAAUCCCAUGUGGUCCGUCUCGAGCAUCAUUCAAGGCGUACAAUCCUUCAUGGCGUCGGAUGAGCUAACGACGGGUGGUUUGAAGAAUCCACCAUCGGAACACAAAAAGUAUGCUUCCUUGUCGGCUGCGUACAAUGCCAAAAUGUUUCCCAAUUUGUUUGGUGGUGACAUGGAAGCGGCGUUUGUCAUAGCCGACAAGGCAAGAAUAGAAGCCGAAGCAAAUAGCGUCAAGACGGAAGGUAGUAGAGUCACGAGGCGGACGAGAACGAGUCGAUCCUCCAGAAGGAAUGGUUCCGAAAAGAAAGAGAAUGAUGAUAAUGACAAUGGCAAUAAUGAUGAUAAUGCUGAUAAUGCUGAUAAUGAAGACAAGGCAGAAUUAACUCCGGAAGAAAUUGAAAAGCGACGACAAAAGAAUGCCAAAAAGAGAGCCAAGCAAAAGGCUAAAAAGGCAGCGCAAAAGCAACAGGAGGAAUAG